GUAAAAGCAAUAUACUGAUGAUGCCAUCCCUUCCUUCCUUGAGUAAAGCAUACUCUGUGCUUCAACAUGAUGAAAAACAGAAAGAGACUUCUGCUCCCAUUCCCAGUUUUUCAAAUGAUUCUGUCUCCUUUACUGCUGCAACUGGUCCUAUCAGCAACCAUAAAGGUUACAAUCAGAGGGUUCAAUUUGAGUCAAAGAAACUUCCCGGUCCUUCUCGUAAUGUAGUAUGCAAAUACUGCAAGAAACCUGGACACACCAUUGAUAAAUGCUACAGGCUACAUGGUUUUCCACCAGAUUUCAAGUUUACAAAGAGUAGGAGAUCUGCAGCCUGUGUUCAGUCUGAAAGUUCUGGUACAAGUUCUAGUUUUCUCAAUCCUAGUCCUUCUGAAGUUGCUGCCCAUGGGUUUACCAAGAAACAAUACCAACAUUUUAUGACCCUGUUUCAGAAUGUCAACAUUGCUACUCCUACUUCCCAUCUUGACAACAUUGCUGCUGACAGCACUGGAUUUGCCAACUUUGCAGGGCCCUUCUCUGAGGAGGCCUCUGGUAAUUGGUAAGGCUGCAAAUGGACUGUAUUUUCUGCAUUCAGCUGGUAGAUCCUCUCCUGUUUCUAUUUCCAAGUUUGUUCCAGUUUCAAAUUCUAUUGUUUGUAAUGUACCUAGUCAGGUUCCUUACUCUACUUCUCAUUCUGUACUCUCUAGUUCACAUUGUAAUUCUUCUGUUGUUGCUAAUAAAAAUUAUGUAUUUUGGCAUCAAAGAUUAGGUCAUAUUCCUUUUGCAAGAAUGAAGUAUAUCCCUUUUUUAUCAGAUAAGAUUUCACCUAAGCAACCAUUUCUGUGUAAUGUAUGCCCUAUGGCUAGACAACAGAGGUUACCUUUCCCUCCUAGCUCUAUCCAUUCUACUGUACCUUUUCAACUUGUCCACAUUGAUAUUUAGGGUCCCUACAACACCCAAACAUACAAUGGCUUUAGGUAUUUUUUGACUUUAGUUGAUGACUUCACUAGAGUCACAUGGACUCAUCUUAUGUCUUGUAAGAGUAAUGCCCUUUCCAUUCUUAAAGCUUUCCUUCAGAUGGUCAAAGUCCAAUUUCAGUCCUCUGUUCAAUGUUUUAGAUCUGACAAUGCCUAUGAACUAGGUAGUAGCGCUGAAGCUCAACAAUUCUUUACUGCUAAUGGGAUUCAUCACCAAACAACCAUUCCUCACACUCCCCAACAGAAUGGUAUCGUUGAAAGAAAACACAAACAUAUGUUAGAAGUCUCCAGAGCAUUUUUUUUCCAAUCAAAGCUUCCCCUCAAGUAUUGGGGUGAGUGUGUUCUCACUGCCACUUACCUCAUUAACAAAAUUCCUUCUCCUGUUCUUCUAAAUGUCUCCUCUUUGAAAAAUUGCAUGGUUAUGCCCCCACUUAUGAACAUCUAAGAUCUUUUGGUUGCCUUUGCCAUGCUCUCAGUCCCAAGCCUGGGAGAGAUAAGUUUCAACCCAGGUCCAUUUCUGCUUUUUUCUGGGUUAUCCUUGUGGGAAGAAGGGAUACAAAUUGCUGAAUUUAUCUUCCCACUCUAUUUUCUUUUCUAGGGAUGUUGUGUUCCAUGAGCAUAUCUUCCCCUUUCUAUCUUCCUUUUCUUCUGAUCCUUCUCCUCCUCCCAUAUUUGUUGAUGUCCCCUCUACACAUUCUGUUGCUCUUGUCCCACCCUCUUCCUCCCCUGUCCCUUCUCUUUCCCCUUCCACUCUUCCUCAUGUUCUUCCUCCUACUUUCAUCUCUUCCUCUUCUUCUUCUACCUCUCAUUCUUCCGCUUCUAUACCUACUGUACCUGCUCCUGAACUUAGAAGAUCUUGCAGAAAUGUUCAAGCCCCUGCUUAUCUUGGGGACUAUGCCUGCAAUUCAAUUAUACCUUCCUCCCUUUCUCCUCAUGUGUCAUCUAAGGUUCCUACAAUUGACCUGCAUAUGCAUGAGCCCCAAUUUUACCAACAGGUUGCUACUAAUCCUACCUGGUAAGAGGCCAUGCUAAAGGAAUUUGAUGCUCUUGCUGCAAAUCAAACUUGGGACAUUGUCCCUCUUCCUCCAUAUAAGAAGGUUUUCCCUUGUAAGUGGGUCUAUAAGAUCAAACAAAGGUCAGAUGGUACCAUUGAGAGGUACAAGGCCAGAUUAGUAAUCCGAGGGGAUACCCAAAGAGAAGGGGUUGACUAUACUGAGACAUUUUCCCCAGUUGUUAAGAUCGCCACUAUUAGAUGCCUCUGUACUUUGGCUGUCAAAAGGGGUUGGGCUGUUUUCCAAUUGGAUGUUAAUAAUGCCUUUUUGCAUGAUGACCUACAUGAGGAGGUCUACAUGAAGAUUCCCCCUGGUUUGGUGAUCUCUGCUCCAUCUUCCCCUUCUUUUCCUUUGGUUUGCAGACUCAAGAAGUCUCUUUAUGGCCUCAAGCAAGCAUCUAGGCAGUAGUUUUCAAAGUUGUCUGAUUCUUUGCUAUCCAGAGGCUACACUUCCAGCAAAAAUGACUACUCUUUAUUUACAAAGGCUUCUGGUGCUUCUCUUAUUGUGGUUGCCAUUUAUGUGGAUGACAUCCUCUUAGCUGGGGAUGAUCUUAUUGAAUUGAAUUCUCUGAAGGCUUUCUUGGAUAACCAAUUCAAGAUUAAAGAUUUAGGUGUUGUCCAUUAUUUCUUGGGUUUGGAAAUCACUUCACAUCCACAGGGGUACCUCAUGAGCCAACAUAAGUACACUUCUGACCUCUUGGCUGAAUUUCAUUGUGACAACUUCACCCCUGUUUCUACUCCCUUGGAUUCCACUGUUAAACUUGUUACUGAUAUGGGAGACCCUCUUUCUGAUCCUACCAAAUUCAGGAGAUUGGUAGGCAAACUCAAUUUCCUACAACAUACCAGACCUAACAUAUCUUUUUUUGUCCAGCACCUCAGCCAAUUUUUGUAAUAUCCUCAUGUUACUCACAUGCUAGCAGCUCUUCAUGUUCUCAAAUAUCUCUUAAAUGCUCCUGCCCAAGGAAUUCUCCUCUCUGCCAGCUCUGAUUUGUCCUUAGCAGCUUUCUCAGACUCUGAUUGGGCUGCAUGUCCUAUUUCUAAAAGGUUUGUCACUGGUUUCUAUAUUACUCUUGGAGGCAGUCCUAUUUCAUGGAAGAGCAAGAAAUAGCCUAUUGUCUCUCUCAUCAGCUGAGGCUGAGUAUAGGGCCUUGAGGAUGGUGGUAGCUGAAAUUUCUUGAUUGGUUCGACUGCUUGGUGACUUUCAUUUGCAUAUUUCUGCUCCUGUUCCUCUGUUUUGUGAUAGCCAGGCAGCUUUACACACUGCUAAAAAAACAGUUUUCCACGAGCGCACCAAGCACAUUGAAGUUGAUUGUCAUUUUGUACGGGACAGUUUGAGUUCUGGGUUGAUUUCUCUUCAAUUUGUCUCCAGCUCCAAUCAACUUGCUGAUAUGUUGACUAAGAACUUGUCUGGACCUCUCCACCAUCAGUUUUUGUGCAAGCUUAGAGUGUCUACACCCUCCAGCUUGAGGGGGGUGUUGACAAUAUUGGGCCUACAUAGUUUAGUCAGACAUAAGCUGGCCCAAUUGUAUACCCGGCCCAAUUCUUUACUAUUUUCAUUUUCAUUCAUUUUAUUAGUGUUGUAAUAAGACAUAAAAGAGAAUUUUCAGGAAAUAAGAAGUACCAAGAUAUUUUCUCUCUUC
Messenger RNA from Nicotiana tabacum (common tobacco), 3662 nucleotides. NCBI's taxonomy places the organism in Eukaryota, Viridiplantae, Streptophyta, Magnoliopsida, Solanales, Solanaceae. The record is from RefSeq and is a predicted model, not a curated record.